UUGUCCGUCAUUUUGACUCUGUAUUUGCAUUGCUUUCAAUUGAUGGCGCAAUUUAAAAUGCAUUUCAUGGAAGACCCGGUGCUUUCUGAUGCCGCAAACUCCCUGGAUCUGUUGCAUAAAAGGCAUUAUGAGGAAAAGCUUCGUUUUAUACAGUCGCCAGAUCCAUAUUUGAUGCCCAAAUCGAUGUUUUUCGACCCACUGUCUUCGCCCUGUCUGCCUGACAUCUGCUACGCUGAUAUUUAAAAUGAUCUUGUCCACACAAAAUCGGCCUAUUCUCACGAAAAACUUCAAGAGCUUGGACGCUUAUAAAUACUUCGUUGCUGGUUGGGUGAAACAGGUCCUCGUUUGGCAGGAAUCUAUCUUGUGCUUGGAAAGAUCAUUUUGGUGGUGAAUAUCAACAUAUUGUAUAACCCGUACUGGAAUUGCCUCUGCAGACCUGUCCCUUCUUUCAACUCCUGAGUUGAGGCAUCAGGCUUUUGGAUCAUGGCUUCGAAACCCCACCCUCCUCUGAUGAAGAAGCACAGUCAGACAGACUUGAUAAGCCGUCUGAAAAGCCGAAAAAUUCUUGGAGUUGGAGGCGAAGAUGACGAUGGGGAAGUUCACCGAUCAAAGAUCAGUCAGAUGCUGGGAAACGAGAUGAAGUUUGCAGUUCGUGAGCCAAUCGGGCUGAGGAUGUGGUUGCUAACAUCGGCGGUGGGCUUCACGGUCAUUGCCAUAAUGGCCUUGGUUUUUCCCAACCAUCUAUAUGAGGUUGUUUUUGAAGAGGAACUGUCUACAACCAGCCUCUCCGUUCGCCUUUACGGAGGGGCACUACUCAGCUUGGCCCUCAUCAUUUGGAAUGGCCUCUACACAGCAGAGAAGAUUGUCAUCCAGUGGACUCUGCUGAGUGAAGCUUGCUACUUUGCAGUGCAGUUUCUUGUGACAUCCAUCACCUUAAUUGAGAUCGGUGUGUUACCAAACACUGCCAUACUGCUGCUACUGAGCAGAGUACUCUUCCUAGUGGUCACAAUGGCUUACUACUACCACCUGGGUCGCAGGCCAAAGAAGAUCUAAGAUGACACAUAAGCUGCAGUGGGUGGACAACACCGAUCAGCACAGAUCACAAAACACGUGCUUGGAUUUGGUUUGGAUGAUAAUUUGAAAUGGAGCGUUAUAGUUUUCCAAUGCUCCAUCCAUCGCAGGGACCCAUCUUAAAUGUUAACCCCCAAAUAGUCAACAAAUGAGCACAUUAUAGACUUAAUAUGGACAAAUAAAUGCAUAGAAGUGAAAGACGUUGACGCAAAUUCCUCCCAAUUGCUUGUUAUUUAAAAAAAAAAAAAAAAAAAGUUAUGUGUUUCUUUGUUCGUAUUUGUGUUGCCUUGUUCAGGAUCAGAUGUAGACUGUACAGAGGUCUGUCACUCUUUUGCUAUCACAAGAAUAUUCUCAAAUUUACGGUUUGGCUACUGUUAUUUUGUAAGAAGCUGCAUUUGGACACUUCCUCCUCAUCGUACUUGAGGAUGAAUCAUUUGUGCUGGAGUUUGUUGUUCUUUUUAUUCACACUGUGUGUGUGCUAACGUGCUUCUGCGUCAACAGUGCUCAGUGGAAAUUAGCACAGUGAUGAACUGCAUUGUAACUGAGUGCAAAUCAAGGAUGUGUGUUUAUUAUUAACUCAAUGCUGUCAAAGUAAAGAGUAAAAUGUAUGCAAUGUAUUUACAACAGUAAUGUUGUCAACAUGCAAGGCAGGAUGAGCAUGAAACAGUUGGCCUUUAGUGUUGAGCUGGCAGCACAGAGUGUCCAAAAAACAGCAGUGGUUCCUCAUGGAGAUGGUAGCACAUUUUUUUUAAUAUACCGUCAUAUACAUAGUCUUGCCUUCACUAUUUAAAACAGUCGCCAACACUGCAUCUAGGCCCUAAAUGGGCGUAUACGUAAAUAACAUUACAUGUGCUGGUGUUGUCAAACGGACAUGGAACUUGUUCAGUAUUAGCUAAUGCUAGCAUUUCUCAAGUGUAAUUUGAUACAACUCUUUUAUAUGGAUGUCAUGCAUGUAAUAAUUCAUAAUUGCAGAAAAGGCUGAUACAGUGUAGCAUCCAAUUAACCAAAUGACGUGUUCUCAUUGGUGAAUGUGGAAAUCUCUAAAUGAUUUGGUAUGUUUGAGGGUGACAAAAAGAUUAGCGUAUUUUUCGUACUAUAAGUCGCACCUGAGUAUAAGUCGCACCAGCCCAAAAAUGCACCAUGAAGAGGAAAAAAAAAAAACAUAAGACGCACCGGAGUAUAAGUCGCAUUUUGGGGGUACAUUUACUUAUACAGUAGAGAACAACAUGCUGAAUAAGUGUACAGUAUGUUAAUGUUACAUGAUGCAUGAACAAUGAAAUGCGAAUGUGGCCGGUAUGUUAACAUAACAUAGAUAAUAAGCAUUAUUCAGAUAACUAUAGCAUAAAGAACAUGCUAACAAGCUUACCAAACCAUCAGUGUCACUCCAAAACACCAAAAUGUGAACAUGUGAAAUGAUAUAUGAAAUGAUUGUGGGGUGGCGUGGCUCAAUGGUAGAGUAUUGUCCCCCAAACCAGAGGUUGUGGGUUCAAUUCUUCGCCCUGAUGAACUCGCCUAAGUGUCCUUGAGCAAGAUACUGAACCCCAUGUUGCUCCUGGUGCUGCGUCACCAGUAGGUGGAUGGCGAGAUAGUGUAAAGCGCUUUGAGCGCCUUGAAAGGUGGAAAAGCGCUAUAUAAGUAUAACACCAUUUACCAUAUAAUGUGUUAAUAAUUUCACACAUAAGUCGCUCCAGAGUAUAAGUCGCACCCCCAGCCACACUAUGGAAAAACAAACUGCAACUUAUAGUACGAAAAAUACUGUAUGUGUGUUGUCAUGGUUACUUGGCUCCCAUCAUUCACUGGCAUUAUUCCAAUUUAGUCGACGUUUCCCUACCUUUGGCUCGGGCAAGGGAAAUUUCUAAAAUAUUGCCAACUGAAAACAAAACUUAAAUUGGUUCAUACACAUACACUGCCUCCUCCAGGUGGUCCCGCAGUCCCACCCCAGAUGGGAGUAGUCCUGAGGUCAGAGUGAUUGCGGGUUUGCAUUUGCACAUCCAGUAUUGAGCACGCAUGUGCUUUUGCUUGAGUCUGAACUCCAACUAGGAAAUACUGCACGUGGGUAAGGUCCCUUGAACUGUUUUAGAGUAAUAAUUAUCUUUUACCAGGGUUUAAUUAGAUACUGUUCUCUCCAGUGACAGUGUAUUACUCUCUUCUUACUAGCCUACUGAUUAAGGGGUUUGAGGGGGGGUCCAUUUCCAUCUCAAAUUAUCAUACUUGACAUUUUCAAAGGUUUGAAGUGUGUUUUUAGCACUGAUGGACUUUUAUGGGCAUGGAGAAACCAGCCGACAAAAAAAGUCGUUUUAUUCUCACAGUCCUCGGACUUUCCUCUUUUAAAAAAAUAUAAAAUUGGCUGUUCAUUUUUGUUGGGUUAAAGAUCGAGUGCAGUUGUUUCACUGUGAUACAUUUCUAAAUUAGAUAUUUCUGUUCUGAAUAGCAUACCGGGUCAAUGUUUCAACUAGUAGCAUUUUUUUCUGUAUAGACUGUGGAUCUUGCACCUCAAAUAAUUUGUUUGAAAUAAAGUACCUUUGUUAAUUUUAAAGACUUCU
This is a messenger RNA of Corythoichthys intestinalis (scribbled pipefish), 3614 nucleotides long. Its product is annotated as tumor protein p53-inducible protein 11. The record is from RefSeq and is a predicted model, not a curated record. Lineage: Eukaryota; Metazoa; Chordata; Actinopteri; Syngnathiformes; Syngnathidae. Bases 484 to 1053 code for a protein of 189 amino acids. The transcript is spliced from 8 exons.